Daktulosphaira vitifoliae (grape phylloxera) is the source of this 337-nucleotide messenger RNA. Its product is annotated as bolA-like protein 2. Lineage: Eukaryota; Metazoa; Arthropoda; Insecta; Hemiptera; Phylloxeridae. The transcript has 3 exons. The record is from RefSeq and is a predicted model, not a curated record. Gene Ontology annotation, cellular component: cytosol; nucleus. Gene Ontology annotation, molecular function: 2 iron, 2 sulfur cluster binding. Bases 40 to 297 code for a protein of 85 amino acids. Gene Ontology annotation, biological process: intracellular iron ion homeostasis.
AACUAGUUUCUUCGAAAUUUUUAUCAUUAAAUUGUAGUGAUGACCAUUAAUGAAGAGUAUUUAAAAAACAAACUAAUAAAUAAUCUGGAUGCAUUUUAUGUGUCUGUUCAUGAUGAAUCUGAUGGAUGUGGUGCUAAGUUUAAUGUAAUUAUUGUGUCUGAUAAAUUUGUUGGAAAAACAUUACUUCAACGACAUCGUAUGGUAAAUGAAAUACUUACAGAGGAAUUAAAAGAAAUUCAUGCAUUUUCACAAAAAACUUUAACCAUUGAGCAGUGGAACAAUAUUAAUAAAAACUAGUUAUAUUUAGAAAAUUAAUAUUUUAAUAAUUUCAAAUAAA